Cuscuta campestris is the source of this 1661-nucleotide messenger RNA. The record is from the annotation of a GenBank genome assembly. NCBI's taxonomy places the organism in Eukaryota, Viridiplantae, Streptophyta, Magnoliopsida, Solanales, Convolvulaceae.
AUUGCUAAGAGAAAAUAUUUGAAGUUGUGCCCUGAGAUGAGAAGCCUAUGGAUGGAAAAACUUUCAAACCGCAUGGCUUUAAGCAGAUUGGAGCAUUUAACUCUUGACAGUUGUGACUUCUUAUCUGAAUGUGCGGUACCCACACAUUUGGUAAGAUCCUUGAGCAUUAAUUUGCAACAUCUGGAGGUGCGUAAUUGUCAAUAUAUAAAAGCAAUAUUUGGUCCGGUUAUGGAUGAUGAGGGGGAGGCACACCUUGAUUAUGGAAAGAUAUGUUUCCGGUCUCUCCGAGAACUAAGUGUCAGUGACUGUAAAAGUUUAGAAUACAUUUUUAUGGCAUCAUCAGUAGCUAAAGGACUUGAGGAUAAGAGUUUAGAGGAGUCUCCGAAAUUCGAAUUUCGUCGUUUACAGCAUUUGGAUUUGGUGAAGUUACAUGAUCUCAAGGGUUUUUGUCCGCAAAGAUGUACAUUUGAAUGGCCACGACUCACAUCGCUAUGGGUGUCUCACUGUGAGAAUUUGAAAGUAUUUGGCACCGAAAUGACAAGUAUUACAGAAUUGGGUGAAAAAGAUGAAUUUGAAGAUCUUCAUACACUGCCCUUCUUGGCUGAAAAGGUCAUUCCUAAUUUAAAAAGACUAUCAUUAAGCCAAAAAGAUGUGGCUCUCAUAAAAAACCACCCAUUCGAGACAAAUCUCUUUGAUGAAGUGUUUACUCUUUUACUAGGAGGCUUUAUUGGAGAAUCCUUUCCAUGUGAUUUUCUUGAUAGAUUUCCAAAGCUUUUGUGGCUCCAAGUGGAAGAUAGUGACUUUGAGGAGAUAUUCUCAUCCCAGCCACAACAACGUGCAUUUUGUAAUGAUGAUGAUUCUUCUCAGUCACAGCCACUUUAUCUAAUAAGUCACAGCCACUUGGUAAAGCUGACACCGUCUUCUGCUUCACUUGGAAAUUUAAUGCAUCUGGAGGUGUCCGGCUGUCAUCAGCUGACCUAUUUGUUCACUGAUUCAACUGCCAAAAGCUUGGUAAAUCUAAUUUACUUGGUGGUAAACGACUGCAAAAAGAUGAAGGAAAUCGUGAGAAAUGAGAGUGAAGAUGCAGUAGGAGGAGCAGGAAUCACAUUCAGUCGAUUGUGCAAUCUGGAACUUGAUGCUCUACCGAGCUUAGAGGGAUUUUGUUUGAAAAAUCAGACCUUUCAAUUCCCAGACUUAAGGGAAGUAACUAUAAAGGGAUGCCAUCAAAUGAAGACGUUUUCUCUUGGGGUCUCGCGAACACCAGAUUUAGAGAAUGUGAUCAUAGAUGAUAUCAUCAUGGCCUUGAAGGGAGAUCUUAACAAUACAAUAGAAUCGCAUGUUCGUCUCAGACAAGGAUGACUAAAAUAAAAUACAAGAAUUGGCGGAGUUCGUCAUUCAUAGUAUCUUCUUCUCAGGUGGUGCUGCUGCUACAUACGUGGGAUGACCACCGUGGUAUGCUAGCUAAAGUUUUGGGCGGGACUAUGUUUGGCAUACUCAUAGUUAUUAUAAUUAGUUCAUUAUUUAAUAUUUUUGUGUAUGAGUGGGAUUAUGACACUCCUUCAAGGGUUUUCUUUUCGGUUCUUUCCCUUGAUGUUGUUGUGAACCGACAGGACUAGAAUUUCUAUCUUUUCUAUAAUUUGGGAUGUUCUUACUUUAUUUGA